Molecule: messenger RNA, 405 nt
Organism: Lasiosphaeria miniovina
Lineage: Eukaryota; Fungi; Ascomycota; Sordariomycetes; Sordariales; Lasiosphaeriaceae
Product: carbonic anhydrase
Exons: 3
Coding region: 1-405 (134 amino acids)
Molecular function (GO): carbonate dehydratase activity; zinc ion binding
Source: RefSeq, a predicted model, not a curated record
AUGGACCCGCGGUGCAUUCCCGAGCGCUACUUCAACCUCGGCGUGGGCGAGGUGGUCGUGCACCGCAACGCGGGCGGCAACGUGCGGCACGCGCUGCGCGACAUUGGCAUCGUCGAGGAGCUGUUCCACGUGGCCGAGCUGGCCAUUGUGCAUCACACCGACUGCGGCACGCUGGCCUUUACCGAGGACCAGGUGCGCGGCGGCGUCAAGGCGCGCGUCGCCCGCGAGCACUGGGCCGACGUUGACCGCAUCACGUUUGGGGCGAAUGCCGACCUCGUCGAGAGCGUCAAGGGCGACGUCGCGUGGGUCCGCGCCCACCCGCUCAUCAGCGACCGGCUCAAGCAGGGCUGCCAGGGCUUUGUGUUCGACAUCAAGACGGGCGAGAUCGAAAAGGUCAACGUCUGA